UCAUGUCAAAGUUAAAAAGCUCAGAGUCAGUCCGGGUGGUGGUUCACUGUCGGCCCAUGAAUGGCAAAGCUGCUUCCUAUGACAAGGUGGUUGAUCUGGAUGUGAAGCUGGACCAGGUAUCUAUGAAGAACCCCAAGGGCACCACCCACGAGAUGCUCAAGACUUUCACAUUUGAUGCUGUCUAUGACUGGAAUGCCAAACAGUCUGAACUCUAUGAUGAGACGUUCCGACCACUUGUGGACUCUGUCCUGCAGGGUUUCAGUGGGACAAUUUUUGCCUAUGGACAAAGUGGAACUGGGAAAACCUAUACUACUGAAGGAGUCCAUGGUGACCCUGAGAAAAGAGGGGUCAUUUCUAACUCGUUUGAUCACAUCUUCACCCACAUCUCUCGAUCGCAGAAUCAGCAGUACCUGGUCAGGGCAUCUUACUUAGAGAUCUACCAGGAGGAGAUCCGAGACCUGCUCUCAAAGGAUCGGACCAAAAGGCUGGAACUCAAAGAGAGGCCUGACACUGGAGUGUAUGUGAAGGACCUGUCCUCCUUUGUCACCAAGAGUGUGGAGGAGAUCGAGCAUGUGAUGAACGUGGGAAACCAAAACAGGUCCGUUGUGGCUACAAACAAGAACGAACACAGCUCGAGGUCACAUGCAAUCUUUGUCAUCACUGUCAAGUGCAGUGAGGUGGGCCUCGACGGUGAAAACCACAUCCGUGUGGGAAAACUGAACCUCGUAGAUCUUGCUGGCAGUGAGCGGCAAGCCAAGACUGGCACUUGAGGGGAAAGACUGAAGGAAGCAAAAAAGAUCAACCUGGCCCUUUUAGUCUUGGGGAAGGUUAUCUCUGCCAUGGUAGAUGGCAAAAGCACUCAUAUUCCAUAUAGAGACUCAAAGCUGACCAGGCUUCUCCAAGAUUCUCUGGGUGGCAAUGCCAAAAUUGUGAUGGUAGCCAAUGUGGGGCCUGCCUCUUACAAUGUAGAAGAGACCCUGAGCACUCUGAGAUAUGCCAGCCGUGCCAAAAGCAUUAAGAACAAGCCACUGGUCAAUGUGGGCCCAAAGUGGUCCUUCGUUCGAGAAUUCCAAGAAGAAAUUAUUCAGUUCAAGGCCCAGAUGGAAAAACGUUCCAUUGGUAGGAGGAAGAGGUGAGAGAAGCGGAGGGAAGGUGGUGGCAGUGGUGGGGGUGGGGACGAGGAGGAGGAAGAGGGAGAAGAGGGUGAAGAGGAAGGGGAUGAUAAGGAUGAUUACUGGCGGGAACAGCAAGAAAAACUGGGGAUUGAGAAUGCAGUGCACUGUUCCCUUGGAUACCUGGACUUGGGCUGCCAGUGGACUUUAAUGGCAGAGGAGAAUGCAAAUGUGGCCCUGGAG
Messenger RNA from Nannospalax galili (Upper Galilee mountains blind mole rat), 1355 nucleotides. RefSeq names its product kinesin-like protein KIF3B. Gene Ontology annotation, molecular function: microtubule motor activity; ATP binding; microtubule binding. The annotation marks the transcript as partial. Gene Ontology annotation, biological process: microtubule-based movement. NCBI's taxonomy places the organism in Eukaryota, Metazoa, Chordata, Mammalia, Rodentia, Spalacidae. The transcript is spliced from 2 exons. The record is from RefSeq and is a predicted model, not a curated record.